AAAUACGCGAGAGUGAAAUUUACCUUUUAUAGCGGUCGAGCAAUUUACAGCCCGUAAUAGGCACAUCAAUAUUCUAACUUUUACCAUUCUGCAUAGUCGUGUUAAUUUACGAGGGAAAUAUACACUCUCGUUAUUACGUGGUCCCGGGGUUAACAUGGAGCGGAAGGGAUCGUAGUGUCUUCUGUAGCGUCCUUGGUUACCGUGAUACUUACAACGUUAUCAUUAGUGGUGUUCCGAAAGGUCUUCGCGCAAUGUGGCAAAAUGAAAACACGAUGAAUAAUUAAUACUCAGAGACAACAUAAAGUCGCCGAGGGACAUAGCACUAUAGUAUUAUAUUAUAUGCAUAAUUUUCCGUCCAACAGAGAAAUUGUGACCUUUUCAUAGCCUCAUUAUAUUCUAUUGUGAAUAUCACAAUCGGUGAACCAUCUUUGACGAAAUAUUAAUAUUUGGGGAAAAUAAUUCAGAAAAAUUCAUAAUGGCUCCGGAUAUUCAAGAAAGAGGGAAAAGAAAACGAGUUUUAAUUGGUGCAGAAUAUACUAGUCCUGGACCCGCCCAGUACCAGCUUCCCACAACCGUAGGACAGAAUGCAAAUGACAAGACAAAAAGGUCCACACCCUCUUUCUCAUUUGGGUCUAGGCACUGGGAAUUCAAAAAAGAGGGUCCUGGGCCAGCUUAUAACAUCGACAGUUCAUUGACGUCUAGGGGGAGGGACAUCAGACCCUCCUUCUCCAUGCUGGGGCGUGCCAAAACACCAAAGAGAGAUGUAAGUCCGGGACCCGGGGCAUACAAUACAGACAGAGCACCCCUCAAGGAGAAAAAUGCCCCUCACUACUCCAUAAGUCCACGAACGUCUCCCCGUCGCGUCGACGUUACCCCAUCACCAAACAUGUACGCCCUACCCUCAACGAUAGGACCCAGGGUCCCAGACAGAAAAGGAGGAACACAAGCUGCCUUGCUCGGUAGAACAAACUAUUUGGAUUUUUCAGCCGAUCUUGCGAAAACACCUGGACCUGCCAAAUAUGGCGCCCUUCCUCCCUCGCAGACAAAAAGAAGAGCACCGUCGUACAGCCUGGGUGCGCGGGCUAAAACACCAAGGGACAUUAACAACGUUCCAGGGCCCGGGAAAUAUAGCCCAGAACAUGUAACAGCCCAUUUAGACACCAGUCCAAGAUAUCAUAUAGGUGUUCGCCAUUCUCAGUACAUCAUGCCUGCUGUACCGUUAGCAAAUGUUGAUUGAUGGUAUCGAAUUUAGCACAUAAAUAUUGAUUAUAUUACACUGAAAGUUCAAAACAUUUAUACAAUUUGCAAAUUAUCUAGCAUUAUUUGAUACAACUUUGUUUCAGCCACUAUUAAAAUAACUACCGCUAUUGAUUUGCAUUCUCAACCACUAUUGAAAUAAUUAUUUCAGUAGUGGGCGCAACAUAUAUUUUGUUAGGGGUUGCAACACAGCCUACCAACUAAAUUACUUCACUUUAUUUAUGUUUGCGUGUUUUAUGCUUUACGUACUGAAACACUUUGUAUGCUUAAAUCUCCUAUGGUUUUGAGUCCAUAACAGCUUCAGUUCCUCCUACAGCUUACAUGCAAACGAUUGGUACAAGUACAUUUUAUAGUGGUUUAGAAGAGUAAAGGAAACAUUUCUCUUUUUAACAAAUGUAUAAAACAAUACUUACAUCUAUGGACAGUGGCUCACCUCAACAACCCCCCCCCCCCCCCCCGAAAAAAUCCCGACAAUACACAAGAAGACGGAUUAUUUUUAUAUGCAUGAAUAUUGUCAGGAUUUUAAAAAUUUUUUUGGUAGUUUUGACCUGAUUCUAUGAAAAAUAGUCUGUGAGGGAAAAAAGCCUGAUAUGUCCUGCUUAAUUUUUCAAAGCUAUGAAAAUGUAAACUUUUCUCUCUCUCUCUCUCUCUCUCUCUCUCUCUCUCUCUCUCUCUCUCUCUCUCCGGUCUUACUUUUAUAAAUUCUAGCUGAUUCUGUGAUAUUGUUCAACUGGAGUAUUGUUGUUGAGGAGUUA
Messenger RNA from Saccostrea echinata, 2012 nucleotides. RefSeq names its product ciliary microtubule associated protein 1A-like. Bases 476 to 1237 code for a protein of 253 amino acids. NCBI's taxonomy places the organism in Eukaryota, Metazoa, Mollusca, Bivalvia, Ostreida, Ostreidae. The record is from RefSeq and is a predicted model, not a curated record. The transcript is spliced from 4 exons.